Molecule: messenger RNA, 1356 nt
Organism: Salarias fasciatus (jewelled blenny)
Lineage: Eukaryota; Metazoa; Chordata; Actinopteri; Blenniiformes; Blenniidae
Gene: foxq1a
Product: forkhead box Q1a
Exons: 1
Coding region: 148-972 (274 amino acids)
Biological process (GO): anatomical structure morphogenesis; regulation of transcription by RNA polymerase II; cell differentiation
Molecular function (GO): RNA polymerase II cis-regulatory region sequence-specific DNA binding; DNA-binding transcription factor activity, RNA polymerase II-specific
Source: RefSeq, a predicted model, not a curated record
CACUGCUCUGGCAGGUAUGAUCGACGAGACACGCGUCUUUGAAUACAGAUCAAGGCACUUUGCGUCUUGACGCACACAGAGCUCCGGACUUUUACGCACACAAGUGUUUUGGAAUUCUUCAAGAUCGUACACAGCAUCACUUCAGGCAUGAAGCUGGAGGUGUUGUGCGGGAGCCACUAUGACACCACGAAGCAUUUGGAGGUGUCCAGUGAUGCGGAGGGGAACGCGCGCUCUCCUCUCUGCGCCGAGGAGGAGCUGGGCUCGGAUGGGGACUGCGUGGCGCACAGCCCUUCACCUGUUACCCCGUGCGGAAGCAGCAAGUCCAAGCCCUACACACGGAGACCGAAGCCCCCGUUUUCUUACAUCGCUCUCAUCGCCAUGGCCAUCCGGGACUCCCCCUCCGGGCGCCUGACGCUGGCCGAAAUCAACGACUAUCUGAUGAAGAAGUUCCCUUUCUUCAGAGGCAGCUACACCGGCUGGAGGAACUCCGUGCGACACAACUUGUCCCUAAAUGACUGCUUUCUCAAAGUGCUCCGGGACCCCUCCAGACCUUGGGGAAAGGACAAUUACUGGAUGCUCAAUCCUCACAGCGAGUACACGUUUGCGGAUGGAGUCUUCAGGCGGAGGAGAAAGCGCAUUAACAAAAAGUUCGGCAAGGAGGAGGGGAUGUCUGAGGAGCCGCAGAGGCUCCACCAGCCUGGCCCGGCCACCGGCACGGACUCCUGCCCCAAGUUCACCAGCUCGUUCGCCAUUGACAGUAUCCUCAGCACGCCGUUCAAGAGAGACUCGCACAGAGACGCGCUGCCCGCGGUGCCCGCCUUCACCUGGACGCGCUACGGCGCGCUGAUGAUGAAUCAUUCCAACACACCUGCCUCAUUUCCAUACGUUAAGGCGCCCUACCACGUGGACGCGGCCGUGGCGCACGUGCCCAACAUGUAUGCGAGUCGGCUGCACGCGCAUUACCACACAUGAAAGCAGACUCUGUUGUAUUGAGUGCUGAGAAGUUCGCUUUUGAGCUCUGGAUUUACAGAACAAACACCAAAGACCGUAAAUCUUUAACUUUUUAUUAUUAUUAUUAUUAUUUGGGACUGAAAUGGAUGCGGCAUUAUUGUGGUGACAUGGUGUUUUCACGUUAUUUUUGUAAACUUUUAAAAAUGUUAUUUAAUUUUCAGUUGUCCUAUGUGUUACUGAAAAAGACUAUUCACUCCAUUUGUUUAAGAAAAGUGUUAAAAUGUGCACUUUGACUGUUUCUGUUCCCCUUUCUGUCAAACCUUAAUAAAAAAAAAAAAAAUGAAUUAACUCGUGUCCGUGCGUUUUCCGUUUGCUGCACUCGAAUUACAGAGCAGUCAACGAUGG